This is a messenger RNA of Aspergillus tanneri, 1197 nucleotides long. RefSeq names its product putative cyclin-like protein (Clg1). Gene Ontology annotation, biological process: regulation of cyclin-dependent protein serine/threonine kinase activity. Gene Ontology annotation, cellular component: cyclin-dependent protein kinase holoenzyme complex; nucleus. The record is from RefSeq and is a predicted model, not a curated record. The transcript has a single exon. The coding region runs from base 1 to 1197 and encodes 398 amino acids. Gene Ontology annotation, molecular function: cyclin-dependent protein serine/threonine kinase regulator activity; protein kinase binding. Lineage: Eukaryota; Fungi; Ascomycota; Eurotiomycetes; Eurotiales; Aspergillaceae.
AUGCGCAGUGGCAGAGAUAUGGCUACCGCGUCGAAUCAGCCCAUGUUCGGUCCCAUCGCCACUGCGAAUGUCCUGCCUCCUAUUCGUGGCAACGUUCAAUUGCCCCCGAUGGAGAGCGCUAUGGCGCCGCAAUACCGCCGACAGGAUAUGAUGGUGCAGCCCGAGCAGCAACCGCACAAGGAGGAGAAGGCUACUGGAGGUGUUGCCGCCUAUUUGGAUUAUGAGAUGGAUCAGAUGUCCGACUUCGUGGCUGAGAUGGCCCAGGGAAUGUAUGCUUUGUACAUCACCAAAAUCAACCUAGCAGAUAUUGACUUCGCGCGAAGCGUCUACCCAGGAACGUCGGUCCCCCCUCAAUUUCGGAAAUACGUCUUCCAAAUCCUGUCGUCGACUCGCCUCCCGAGCUCGACGAUCCUUUUGGGUCUUUACUACUUGGCCUGCCGGAUGCGCAUGCUGUCUUCCAAUAAGCUCUAUUCGACUGGCAGUGGGCAGGUCUACCGCAUGCUCACUGUCGCCCUCCUGCUGGGCAGCAAGUUCCUGGAUGACAACACCUUCCAGAACAAGUCGUGGGCGGAGGUCAGCAACAUCCCCGUGAGUGAGUUGAACUCUAUGGAGCUUAAAUGGCUCUUUGCCUUCGAGUGGAAGAUCCACGACCGCAUCUAUGACAAGCAGGAUGGUUUCUCGUCAUGGCGCUCUCACUGGGAAACCUGGCGUGCGAAGACAGUCGCCCGGGCUCAGGAAUCCCGCCACACCUUGGCUCCCAUUGAUACCAAUGUUACCAGAGGUUCGAGAAUCUCCAAGCCUAUGUUGUCCCCCGAAGGUCCUAUUCCUCCACAGUACCAGCGGAGCUCCAACUUCGAGAACUCUUGGUUGAACCCUGCAGCUUCGGAGUAUUCACCGCCAUCCGCCCCUCACAGUGGCCCCAACACACCUGAUUAUUACGCGGUUGGUCCAUGGGCGUACACGAACCCCCCUCCGCCAUAUUCUCGCACGUGGGUCCCGCCGCAACAAUUUAUCCCACAGGCACCUCGAUCGCAGCCGCCAUCGUAUCAUCACACUCCGGCGUACGCUUUGCCCUUCGCGCAGAGUGUGUGGACAGGGCAUGGCUCGUCCUGCGGGUGUUUGUAUUGUGCCAAGCAUAUGGAACACUAUAUGUGCGCUGGUGCUUUCGGCUCGAUGCAACCGAUUGUUGCUGGCUAG